This is a messenger RNA of Anarrhichthys ocellatus (wolf-eel), 2258 nucleotides long. It is a transcript of the gene gmeb2, whose product is annotated as glucocorticoid modulatory element binding protein 2. The coding region runs from base 407 to 1891 and encodes 494 amino acids. NCBI's taxonomy places the organism in Eukaryota, Metazoa, Chordata, Actinopteri, Perciformes, Anarhichadidae. The transcript is spliced from 10 exons. Gene Ontology annotation, molecular function: RNA polymerase II cis-regulatory region sequence-specific DNA binding. Gene Ontology annotation, biological process: regulation of transcription by RNA polymerase II. The record is from RefSeq and is a predicted model, not a curated record. Gene Ontology annotation, cellular component: nucleus.
CCAGAAGAUGGCGGUAGCGCAAAACUACUGACGCUAGCUGCCGUUAAACUGCAGACAAGUAGAAGAAGAAGAAGAAAAAGGCUGUUACGAUCUGCUUAAAAUAAACACAAAGAAGAAGGAAUAAUAUGGAGUAGUUUUGAGAGGAUGCAAUUUAAUGAAUUGCAAGAGUAGUCCCCAAACAUCGUAAAGAACUGCGCGGCAGUGUGGUGUUAGAAAUAUGAAGGAAACAACUGCUAUGACUCUAUUCACUGCAUUCUCCUUUUAGCUAACACUGAGCUAACGUUAGCUAGCAGCCACCCGGUGGGGGCUAACCGUCACAUCCCCUCAUAUUUUCACCGUAAGACGAGGCGACAUUCAUCAACUAACGACUGUUUUUUUAUUAAGACCAAAAGCUCCCCCUGUCCUCAUGGCCUCGUCAGAGGUCAGCAUGCAAGACGUGAGCGAGGUCGUGAUCGUCACCAUACCGGAGACGGUGGGAGAGGACCUCCCCUCUGUGGUGGAGGAGGACAAGGUGGUGCUGGUGACUGCAAAGCUGACCCCUCAGCUAGGGGAGGACGUCCUCACGGUGGCACAGGUGGAGUCAGAAGCUGAUUCACUGUCGAGGGAAGAGGCAGUCAUCGUGAAGCUAACCGAGGAGGUGGACGUGGAGGCCGACGUCUUCUACCCGAUCACCUGCGGCGAUGCCAAAGCCACACUGGUGUGGAAGAAGUUUGUCUGCCCCGGGAUCAACGUGAAAUGCGUCCAGUUCAAUGAGCAGCUCAUCAGCCCAAAGGAGUUUGUGUGCUUAGCGGGGAAAUCCACCCUGAAGGACUGGAAGAGAGCUAUCCGUCUCAACGGCACCAUGCUCAGGAAGAUCAUGGACUCGAGUGAGCUGGACUUCUACCAGCACACAAAGGUCUGCUCCAACACGUGCCGCAGCACUAAGAUCGACCUGGUGGGAACCAAAGUGUCCAUCGGCGGAGAUCAGCCUGCGGAGCUGCUUCCUGCCACGCCCUCAUCGGCCGAUUUGAAUGGAGCAGUCGUCUCGUUUCCAGACGUGGCGGAGGAAACAUCAGAGUGGGUCACAGCCAUCGGAGAGGACUCUGUGGCAUUCUGGCGCACGGUGAAGGAAGCUGGACUGCUGGAGGAGGUGGUGGAGGACUUCCAGAAGGAGCUGCAGGAGGUGCUGAAGGGGUUGCAGGAGAGAGUGUGUGACCCACCACUUCAGGUCAAAGAUGCUGUUUUGCUCAACAACAUCGUGCAGAACUUCGGGAUGUUGGACCUAGUGAAGAAGGUUCUGGCCAGUCACAAGAGCCAGAUGGACCGCUACAGAGAGCAGUACACUCGCAGCCUCGCCGCUCUGGAGCAGCAGUGCGACGAGCACAGGAAGCAGGCCAAGGAGCUGAAGAGCAAAUCCCAGCACCUCAACAACGUCCUGAUGACCCUCACCCCGGUCCCCGCGCCCCCAGCGCCCAAGCGCCCGCGGCUGACCCGCGCCGUCUCGGGCCCGGCCUCAGUCAACGCCACCCAGAUCACGCUGCCACUCAGCCAGCUGACGGGCCUGCAGCUCGGCAAGAUGCUGACCGUGGCGGGGGCCUCGCCCGGCACCAACCUGGGCGGCUACACCUUCCUGACCUCCUCGCUCUCCGGGUCCGAGCUGGGGGCCGACGCCUCCAACCUGACCGUGCUGUCCGCGGCGGCGGGUCAGGAGGGCGGCUUCAAGGUGGUCGGCCCCCAGUUCCAGCUGGUGACUCUGCAGGCCGCGCUGCAGAGCUUGGCCGCCGCGCAGCAGCCGGUUGGCACCAUCAGCGUGGUGGACGUCACGGCGACCGCUGAUGAGUCUCAAGAGGAAGGCCAGGCAGACGGCGAUGAGGAGAGGCAGCCGGAGCAGGAGGACAGGGAGCAGCAGUGAGACAGACGACAGCUGUCCUCUCCCCAGUCCCCCAGCUCCUUAGCCACCUUCAUUUCAAUAUUUUGGACGCUGGACUGAUCGUGCGAUGGAUGGAGGGAUCGUCCACAUUUUGACUUUUUCACAUCAGCUCAUGCACGGUCUUCACUUGUCACUUAACACACGAGCCUUCCUUGUAGGUGUACGUCAAUUUUCAAGAUACCUAGAUUUCUAUCGUGGCAUCUGGUGUGAGUGGUGUGUGAUGUGACUGUAAAUAUGUAUUGGUAACUAAUAUAUUUGAUACAGCUCUUUCUGUAGGGAUUUAUUCCACAUAGGCUGGAGUAACAAACAGUGUUGUUUAGUUUGAUAAUAAACGCUCACUUUUCAAGAA